AUGAGUUAUGUUUAUUUUCAUACAAAUUUGAAUAAAUAUUUUAUAUUGCUGUAUCAACUAUUAACGAUGGAUUUCAAUUUGACAACGACUGUCAUAGAGCUUCGAAAGAUAGUAGCAUUUCUUAUUAUGAUUUCUGCCUAUAGUACCACUUACUUUCAACUGGAUUGUGAGCACAUAUCUGAUGAGAUGGAACUGUUCAUUGUGGAAAAAUAUACGAAGAAAACUAAGACGUAUGCAUAUGCUGUCAUAGUAUUGUUUAGCAUCUAUUUUAUUUCAAUAACAUCUUCAUGCAUCUUGAAUGUUCUUCUAUACCUCUUUGGUACAUUGGACAAUAAUCAAUUAACAUUACCCUUUCCCAUUAAUAAUUUUUCAAACUCUGGGCCUUUAUAUUAUUUUCUGCUUAUUUACCAAACUGGUGCAUUUUAUAUUGUGCUGAUAAUAGGCUGUGUGGUUUUUAUAUCAUAUUUGGUAGUAAUACAGCACGCAUGUUGUCUAUUUAGUAUUAUAAUAUUGAAAAUACAGCAACAAUUUACAAAUGAUUCAAAAUAUUUACAAAGAAGUUCGUUUAGUCAAAGACCUUGCCAAGAGUUUCAUUGGAUAGUAGACCUUAUAAAACGUUAUAGACAUGUCACGGAGUAUGUGGAUUUGAUAAACUAUUUUUCCAAUGUAAUUUACUUAAUUGUAGUUUUUCUUGGGAUGACCAUCGUUGUAAUUGAUCUCCUUUGUAUAUUUCAAAUAUCUAUAGUAUUACAAAAUGCCUCAAAAAUAAUCGAGUUCACUAUCUACGUUAUGGGUUCUAUAUUUACCACAUAUAUUAAUUUUUAUAUUGGCCAAGAGAUAUUGAAUUACAGCAAUGCAGUUUUUGAGGAAUUGUGUCAAAUUCCUUUCUACUUAUUGCCUAUAAAAACUCAAAAAAUAUUGUUAUUUAUGAUAGCAAGAAGUAUGAAGCCAUGCAUGCUUUCAAUCGGUGGAUUAUUCGUUUCAUCGCAUGAAGUUUUUUCUCAGACGAAUUUUUUAUUUUUAUAUGACAUGAUUGGCAUUGAAAGUUUGUUCGGGGAUUCGCUGAAAAGAAUUCAUGGACAAGUUAUGGGAAUUCAAGUCAAGAAAUAA
Molecule: messenger RNA, 1110 nt
Organism: Vespa mandarinia (Asian giant hornet)
Lineage: Eukaryota; Metazoa; Arthropoda; Insecta; Hymenoptera; Vespidae
Biological process (GO): sensory perception of smell; detection of chemical stimulus involved in sensory perception of smell
Cellular component (GO): plasma membrane
Molecular function (GO): odorant binding; olfactory receptor activity
Source: RefSeq, a predicted model, not a curated record